Molecule: messenger RNA, 2223 nt
Organism: Tachysurus fulvidraco (yellow catfish)
Lineage: Eukaryota; Metazoa; Chordata; Actinopteri; Siluriformes; Bagridae
Gene: map3k7cl
Product: map3k7 C-terminal like
Exons: 6
Coding region: 376-807 (143 amino acids)
Cellular component (GO): cytosol; nucleus
Source: RefSeq, a predicted model, not a curated record
UCUCUCUCUCUCUCUCUCUCUCUCUCUCUCUCUCUCUCUCUCUCUCUGCCAUGUUUCUGACGAGUAGCCGAGAUGAUUCUUAUGAAAACAGUCUUCUUCUCCCUGGCCCUUAUUAACUGGCCCAGAUGAUUGUAUGACUAGCUCACUGUGGAAAGCUCGAACACGUCCUGCACGCUCUUUCUGUGGAAGGAGUCACUCUUGAAUCUCUUGAAGUUUAAGGACUUUCUCAGAAGUAAGCUUUUGUUGCCAGUGCAAAGAAAGUGGAGACGUGUGACCUCACCCUCUGGCUCGGAGGGGCUCUACCCCUAAUUGUUUAAUCCCCGGUGCAGCUUUGGGCACAUGAUGAAAUCCAGUCAUUGCCCCGAGAGGGAAUAAAUGAUUACCUCAGCAAGACGAAUCAACACAGACAAACCUGAAGUUCAAAUCUCCUUCAGUCUCGAUGAGUCCUCAGAGCUGACCAAUGCAGAGGAUCGAUUCCCAUCUUUCCCUGACCUUGAGCAACGCUUGCAGCCAGUGUUGCCAUGUCAGUCUCUAAAGGAGUCUGUCCAAGUCUACAGAGACCAUUGCAGAAUGGCGAAAGAGUUUCACCAGGUUAAAACAGAAAUCGCUCUGCUGGAAGACAGAAAAAGAGAGCUGAUAGCUGAACUGGCUGAGGACGAGAGGGUCACACUGGAGAUCGCUAGACUGGAGGAAGAGUUCCGGCUUUUGACAGAGGAGAACCAUACCCUCGUCAGCAUGUACACGGAGCGAACUCAGCAGCUUGCAACUCUACGCAUACUCAAUCAGAAGAGGCAGGGUUCCUCCUGACCCUUGGCCUUUUGUGCAAUGGUCAGUAUGAAUAUGUUUCAAGAUUUUUUCAAUUAUGAGCCACAUAACACCGCAACAUUGGGGUCUGCUACAUUGUACAUUCAAUGUUUAACAUCCCAUUAGGUGUUUUAACCCCAACAGCAGUUCAAAAUGUUGAACUUUAUACUAUGUGAGGUCAGUACAUUAAAAAGGAAGGAUUGCAUUUUCUUUGAGACAAUUACAUCAGGUUUCAAGCUGUAUCACUAACUAACGAGGGAAAAUUGCUCUCUAGCACUUUUUUAUAAUACAGAUCUUAGAAUUCUGGGCAACUGUUAAGGUGACUAAAGGGAUUUAAUUCGGAACCUGGAUUUACAGUUUAAAAUAACCAUUAAUAAUGGGUACAGUCAGCUGUGUCCUGCAAAGCAUAAUAAAAAAUAAAUUGUGCUGAGAUAAUUCCAAUCUGAGCAAGAAAACACUUUCACACUAGUAAAAUUUACACAACUGGUUAUAUAAUCUGCACUAGAAACCUGAGGAUUAUCCAUUCGGACUCCUAUAUGAGCUCAGGUUUGGGGUUUGUAUGUUGUGUAUAGAGUUUAUGCAAAUAUACAGAAUUUUGACAUAAAUACAGAGCAACAGUUUGUUCUUUAAUUGUACUUUAUUAUAAUCAUAUUUAACCUAUAAAUUCCAAGCAUGCAAACAAAAUGUUAACCAUAAAGGAAUUCAGAAAAUGCAUGUGCACAUUACAUUAUGAUUAUGGUCAAAUUAAUCACAUCUAUAAUUUUUCAUUAAUCACUACAAUUUAAAUCAAUUAAUACAUAUAAGUAUAUAUAUGUAUAUAUAUAUAUAUAUAUUUGUCAAACACUGGUGCUGAAUCCAAUGAUUGAUCUGUGUUCUGAAUAUCUCAAUGAAAGUGUUUUUAUGUUUAAUUCAAAUUCACACUUCUUAUGAUAUCUUUCACCGCAAAGUGAUAAGUAAUGGAUAAAGAGGCAACAUUUCUAUUUUAUGAUAUUUUUAUAAAUAUGACAUCCCUGGUGGAGAACAUGCUGGGUUCUGAAGUGUUUUGUAAAGGAUCACAUCAAUCUUAUCAAUAAAUACUUUUUAAAGGUAAUUCUGUCUGUUUUAUCUGUUUAUUGUCUGCUCAUUAUUUGUCUGAUAUUCCGUACUUGGUUACUGAUAAACUAAGAUGGUCAUAUUACUCUUUAGUCUGUAAAUAUUAUGGCUUUUUAUAUGUUGGUGCAAGCUGUAUACUCUUCACUGUGGUGAUUACAUAAUAAGGAACUGAUUGUUAAAAAAAUGAGAUCAGCACAUUGUAGGAUUGAGAAAUGCUUUAAAAUGUGAUGUCUCACAUCCCACACAGCUUCUCCAGACAGCUUCAGAAAGAGGCAGUUGAUGUAGCAGUAGCUAGGGAACAUAAAACAUGAUACAUUUGAACACUGG